AUGUCCAGGUUGGAUGUGUGUGAAACGUUGGAUGGAAUAAAGUUUCCUGGACAUCUGCACACGCGGGAGUCUUUGCAGCUCGCUCUCAAAUUUGCUUUUCAGGACACGGACAUAGUUAUCGCCACCUAUCCAAAGUCAGGCACAACAUGGAUGCAGCAAAUGGUAACUCUGAUCUCCACCAAAGGGGACCCACACAUGUCCCAAACGGUCCCAAACUGGGCUCGUGCGCCAUGGCUGGAGCACCAUUACUGUGCUGCGCUUGUCAACACUUUAAGCCCACCUCGCGUUCUUACCACUCACCUGCCUCAUCGCAUGCUGGCCAGGGCACUGCAGGGCUCCAAAGCUCGGGUGAUUUAUGUGAGCAGAAACCCAAAAGAUGUAGUGGUAUCUUUUUAUCAUUUCCACAAAAUGGCCAACUUCCUGCCUGAUGCUGGUUCUUUUCAAGACUUUUUGAACACAUUUCUGGAGGGCACAGUUCAUUUUGGCUCCUGGUUUGACCAUGUCAAAGGAUGGACGAGCCAAUUAGGAGCCAUGACAAAUUUGCUUCAUGUGACCUAUGAAGAGAUGUCAAUGGACUUCGAAGGCUCACUUGUGAAGGUGAGCUCUUUCCUUCAGUGCCCCCUGGUGGAUGAGGAGGUGAACAGCUGCGCGAGACACUGCAGCUUCGGCAGCAUGAGAGACAACAAGAUGAUCAACUGCAGCCUUAUUCCUCAUGAGAUCCUGGACCACAGCAAGGGCUCCUUCAUGAGGAGGGGUAAAGUUGGUGACUGGAGAAACAUGUUGACAGAGGAGCAGAAUGAACACUUUGACAGGGUUCUGGUUGAAAAGAUGCGGGGUUGCUCUUUGGGGUUUGUGUGGGAAGAUCCAGCUCAAAGGUAG
Messenger RNA from Syngnathoides biaculeatus (alligator pipefish), 879 nucleotides. It is a transcript of the gene sult5a1, whose product is annotated as sulfotransferase family 5A, member 1. Gene Ontology annotation, cellular component: cytoplasm. The transcript has 6 exons. Lineage: Eukaryota; Metazoa; Chordata; Actinopteri; Syngnathiformes; Syngnathidae. Gene Ontology annotation, molecular function: sulfotransferase activity. The record is from RefSeq and is a predicted model, not a curated record. Bases 1 to 879 code for a protein of 292 amino acids. Gene Ontology annotation, biological process: sulfation.